This is a messenger RNA of Leguminivora glycinivorella, 1166 nucleotides long. RefSeq lists its product as uncharacterized. Bases 1 to 801 code for a protein of 266 amino acids. NCBI's taxonomy places the organism in Eukaryota, Metazoa, Arthropoda, Insecta, Lepidoptera, Tortricidae. The transcript is spliced from 2 exons. The record is from RefSeq and is a predicted model, not a curated record.
AUGACUGAAGCCAUUCUAAAAGAAAAUAUUAAGCGUCGUGGUACCUGUAAGGCUCAGUUGACGAAUUUCAAUACCUAUUUGAGUGAAUUACCAGAAAAAUUAACUCCUCAUCAAAGGUUUGAGCUCGAGCUGCGUAUUUCGAGGUUGGAAUUAGUGUUUAACGACUUCCAUGACGUGCAAUUACAGAUCGAAUGUGCCCAUGAAGAAGCUGCCGAGCAAUACUCCCAGCGGAAUACUUUCGAGGCAACGUACUACAGCAGCAUCGCUCGCGCCCAGCUCCUGCUGAGCGAGGCGGAGGGUCCUGCAGGCAGGAGUACUAAGUCACCACCAGCCGAUAUGCAGGUGACGGAUAUGAAGCGCACAAAGGUAAAAUUGCCUGAAAUCAAUCUAAGUAAGUUUGAUGGUACGUACAGUCAAUGGUUGGAGUUUCGUGACAUGUAUGAAUCUAUGAUUCAUAAUGAUAGUAGCUUAUCCGAUAUUACGAAGUUCCAUUACCUACGAUCUUACUUAGAAGGCAGUGCUUUACUAGUUAUUAAAUCGAUCGAAUUUAGUGCUUCGAAUUAUCAAAUCGCAUGGGAGCUUGUGUGUGACAGCUCGGACCAAAAUGACUUAUUGCCACUCACACCUGGCCACUUCAUCAUCGGGCGAAGUAUGACGGCGAUCCCAGAAGAAGACCUUACUUCACGCACCAGAUUAGUGGACAGAUACCAGAAGAUUCAACAGCUUCGCCAGCACUUCUGGGCACGUUGGCAACUAGAAUAUAUAAGUGAGCUUCAGAUCCGUCGACGAACGGGCAACUAGAGAUUGGGACCCUCGUCGUUAUCAAAGAUAAGCAACAACCUCCAAUAAAAUGGCUCCUAGGGAGAAUACAACGAGUCUUCCCAGGGCGCGACGGCGUUACCAGAGUCGCAGAGAUUCAAACUGCCACUGGAUUGCUGCGCAGAGACUUUACCAAGAUCUGCCCCUUACCCGUGGACACUACAGUUGAAGACGACACUUCAAGGUCCGCCGGCAUGUCGCGUACCACUCCAACAGGGCGACCGCGGGGUGAGGUGACAGCGGGGAGCAGCCAUCUUCGGGAUUGACUUACUUACUAGCCACCGCGGCCAUGACUCGGCUCUUUACAUUUUUGUAUAUUUUUUAUAAUUAAAAUCAUAGUAACAAUU